AUGUCGGCGGAUUUCCUGAAAUCCGACCCCGGCCGCCCGCCGGCCGCCCGCCCCUCACCUGGACCAGCUCCCCCGGGAACGCCGGGAGGGGCGCCCGGGCUCACCUGGGGGGCCGGGGUCAAGUCCUCUUCCGCUUCCCCCUGCGGCUUCGAGGAGCGGAAAGGGGGAGGGAGCUGGAACCAACAGCCCUGGGGCGCUCCAGACUGCGACCCAACCCCUCAUGCCUCAGUUUCUCCUUUUGCAAAAAGUACGGAUGCUCUUUUGCACGUUUAUCGACGCCCCCCACCCCCCCGAGCGGCCGGCGGGGACCGGGGCGCGCCAGCCCCUCCUCCCGGCCGGAACCUGCGGCUCCCUGUGACCCGGCGACCCUUCAAGCGGCCUCCUUGUCUGCUGGGGCGGGGCGACGGGGCUCCCGGGACGCUGGCACCUGUGCCAAGCAGGCCAGUGGGGCUCAGAGCCCCCGCCUCGGCUCCUGGAGAAAGCUGGGGAGACCUCCGAACCCCAGACGGAACAGUAUCCCUGUUUGCCUCAGGUUUUCCCAUCAAAUUGGAAAAGCGAGCGGCCCAGAGGCCUUGCUUACUGGGGUGGUGGGGGUCCCCUAGUCCCAGGGAGACACUGGGUUCCCUCAGGCCUUUUUCUGCGCUGGAAUGGACGGAGGCCACCCUAGUGCUGCGCCUUGAAGGUCCCCGAGGACUUCCUGGAAGAGGCCGCUGCCGGGAAGGGAUCCUGUCUGUUCUCUGCCUCCAUCCCCGAGUGGCCGUGUUACGGCAUCUGACCAGGCCCUCCUUGGUAUCCACGGUCGGCAGGUCCAAGUCCGGGCAGAGGCGCACAGCCAUGAGCAUCAAGGUGUCCCGGGCCGGGCCGGGGAUUCACCUGCCAGCCCCGCUCGCCGCAGCCCCCCCCUUCCCAGGCUGCCUCGCUCAGUGACGUCAACCCCGGUCCCGCAUCCCGAC
Peromyscus leucopus (white-footed mouse) is the source of this 953-nucleotide messenger RNA. Its product is annotated as translation initiation factor IF-2-like. The transcript has 3 exons. NCBI's taxonomy places the organism in Eukaryota, Metazoa, Chordata, Mammalia, Rodentia, Cricetidae. The record is from RefSeq and is a predicted model, not a curated record. Bases 1 to 927 code for a protein of 308 amino acids.